Abrus precatorius (Indian licorice) is the source of this 3635-nucleotide messenger RNA. Its product is annotated as protein MEI2-like 2. The record is from RefSeq and is a predicted model, not a curated record. The transcript has 14 exons. Lineage: Eukaryota; Viridiplantae; Streptophyta; Magnoliopsida; Fabales; Fabaceae. Gene Ontology annotation, molecular function: RNA binding. The coding region runs from base 328 to 2895 and encodes 855 amino acids.
UUUCAUUUUCUUUGGUGUCUCAGAUUUUCCGGGAAAAUCUGUGUCACUCUUGCUGUGCAGCACACGAGGGAUUACAAGAGUGAAAGAAAUAAACUUCUCUGCUUCCGCGAAACGCGCCCUUCUCAUUCCAAUUUCCCUGAUCACCGCGUGCUUACUCUGCUCCAUGAAUCCGUAAGGUUUUGUUUCGAAUUUUAGUUUUGCUGCACUUGAUCGGUUUAUCUACCAUGUGGGUCUUCACUCUUCACUAUUUUCGCACCAAAAAAAUGUGCUUUUGGUGAGGAACUCCAUUAUUAGGGUUGGCCCUUGGAGUUUUGUGAAAGUGAGUGGAUGGACAAACAUUCUGGGGAUACUAUGCCGACUCGUGGUGCUACAGGUCCAUCUGAGAUUUUCUCGCUUAAUGUUGCCAAAAAAGUGGGAAGCAGUGCAUGGGGAAUACCGGGUGGGACUGGUGCAUUUCAUGGUUCAAGUGAUGCUAGCUUGUUUUGUAGUUCACUUCCUGUUCUUGCACACGAGAAGCUAAAUAUUUCCGACUCAGAGCAUUACGGUCAAUCUGUUGAUGAUAACUUGCCAAUAUUAGACAAAGGUCACAAAGAGGUUGAGGGACAAGAUCCACUUGGGCAUGUUGAAAUAAGUGCAAUUGGGAACAUGCUUCCAGAUGCUGAUGAGUUAUUAGCUGGGAUAACGGAUGAUUUUGACCUGAGUGGGUUGCCCAGCCAACUGGAGGAUCUGGAUGACAAUGAUCUUUUUGGCAGUGGAGGGGGAUUUGAAAUGGAUUUUGAGCCCCAAGAGAACCUUAGUCUUGGUAUAUCAAAGAUAAGCUUAUCUGAUGAAGUUCAUUCAAAUGGUAUUGGUCAUUAUGCAAUUCCAAAUGGCAUGGGAACAGUGGCUGGGGAGCAUCCUUACGGAGAGCAUCCAUCAAGGACAUUAUUUGUGCGGAACAUCAACAGUAAUGUUGAGGACUCUGAAUUAAGAUCUCUAUUUGAGCAAUAUGGUGACAUCAGAACACUGUACACUGCAUGCAAGCAUAGGGGCUUUGUGAUGAUAUCAUACUAUGACAUUCGAGCUGCUCGCACUGCAAUGCGUUCUUUACAAAACAAGCCCUUGAGACGAAGAAAACUUGAUAUUCAUUUUUCAAUUCCUAAGGAUAACCCCUCAGAAAAGGAUAUUAACCAAGGAACGCUUGUAGUUUUCAAUUUAGAUCCCUCAGUAUCUAAUGAUGACCUUCGUCAAAUAUUUGGGGCUUAUGGUGAGGUCAAAGAGAUCAGGGAAACACCGCAUAAGAGACACCAUAAAUUUAUUGAAUUUUAUGAUGUUAGAGCAGCAGAGGCUGCUCUUAAAGCAUUAAAUCGAAGUGACAUUGCUGGGAAACGCAUCAAACUUGAACCCAGCCGCCCUGGUGGGGCACGUCGAAACUUGAUGCAGCAACUUAAUCAAGAGCUGGAGCAAGAUGAAACUCGAACUUUUAGACACCAAGUGGGUUCACCUAUUGGCAAUUCUCCUCCUGGUAACUGGGCACAAUUUGGUAGUCCAGUUGAACAUAACGCACUAGGUUCUUUUAGCAAAUCCCCUGGUUUGAAUUUUGCCAGCCCUAUGAAUACAAACCAUUUGCCUGGAUUGGCUGCUAUUCUUUCCCCACAUGUAUCAAGCUCUCCAAAGAUUGCACCAAUUGGCAAGGACCUUGGAAGGGCUAAUAAUGCAAAGCAGAUAUUUGCAAGCUCUGGAUUGUCACAAGGAGCUGCUUUUCAGCAUUCUACGUCCUUUCCCGAGCAAAAAAUUAAUGCAAGUCCUAGGCCAAUAACCACUUUUGGUGAAUCAAAUUCAAGCUCGUCAAGUAUUGGAACACUGUCUGGUCCUCAAUUUCUUUGGGGAAGUCCAACUCCUUACUCAGAGCAUUCAAACACAUCUGCCUGGUCAUCUUCCAUGGGGCUUCCAUUUACGUCUAGUGGACAAAGGCAGGGUUUCCCUUAUACUAGUCAGCAUAGUUCUUUUCUUGAUUCUCACCAACAUCAUCAUGUUGGAUCUGCUCCGUCUGGCCUUCCUCUUGACAGGCAUUUUAGCUACUUUCCAGAGUCACCUGAAACUUCUCUCAAGAGCUCAGUUGCAUUUGGGAGUAUGAAUCACAGUGAUGGGAAUAUUCUGAUGAACAUGGGUGCUCAUGCAUCUCUAGGUGUUGGUAUUGGCCUUACAGGAAAUACUAAUGAAAUGAGUUCACCCAAUUUCAGAAUGAUGUCACUACCCAGGCACACUUCCCUGUUCCUUGGAAAUGGUUUAUAUUCUGGGUUAGGAGGUACUACCACUGAGGGAGCUGAGCGUGGUCGAAGCAGGCGACUUGACAAUAGUGGGAACCAAAUUGAUAGCAAGAAGCUGUAUCAGCUUGAUCUAGACAAAAUUAUGAGUGGGGAAGACACAAGGACUACUUUAAUGAUUAAAAACAUUCCUAACAAGUACACUUCGAAGAUGCUGCUUGCUGCAAUUGAUGAGAAUCACAAGGGUAGUUAUGACUUUCUCUACUUGCCAAUUGACUUUAAGAACAAAUGUAAUGUGGGUUAUGCUUUCAUCAAUAUGGUGUCUCCAUCACACAUCAUCCCCUUCUACAAGGCAUUUAAUGGGAAGAAGUGGGAGAAGUUUAACAGUGAAAAAGUUGCUUCCCUGGCAUAUGCACGGAUCCAGGGAAAGGGUGCACUUGUGACACAUUUUCAGAAUUCAAGCCUAAUGAAUGAGGAUAAGCGGUGCCGGCCAAUUCUGUUUCAUUCUGAAGGCCAAGAGAUUGGUGAUCAGGAACAUUUUCUCUCAAGCAAUUUGAACAUAUGCAUUCGUCAACCAGAUGGUUCUUACUCAGGUGAUUUGAUGGAGAGCCCAAAGGGCAAUUCAGAAGAAAAGCUAGAGAAAGAUUAACUAUUUGUUUCCUAGCCAUAAUAAAUGGGUUCUAGGAGUACUAACUGUUGCAUGGCUAAUCUUAAGGUGUACAAAGCUGAUUAUCGAAAAAGGAAAAAAAAUGUAGUUUAAAAGUGAAGGAGCAACCUGGUUACCAGUGGCAGAAGACCAAGGACACCCAAUAUGUUAAUAGUUCAUAAUAAUGAUAAAAAAGUAAAGAAGCAGAAAUCAGUAUGUUGAUUUGUAGAGAAGCCAUUGUCAUUAAACCAGUGGAGAAGAAUAAGGUGUAGUGUACUGCUGGACUGAGUUUCUAUAGCAGCAUUCUUACCAGAUUGUGCAGGAUGACUCCGUCUGGGAUUUGUUAUUUUUUUGCCAACCUUUUGUUUUGGCUGUUCCCAGUCCUUUGAAGAUAUGGUUAAUGUUUAUAGUUUGGGAGGGAUUAUGAUGAAAAAAAGUUGUAUAGAAAGGAAACAAGGAACAACUAUCCUAUCUGUCGGUUAUGUCAUGUACCAAAAACUGUUGAAUGACUGUACAGAUGUUUAAUAAUUCCUUGCUUUUGUAUUUAUGUCAGGGUGUUGUUACUAAUGCAUACCUUGAUAAUGUUGGUAGUCUUUUGAAGUAGUGUUAUUUCUCUUCAUCAUUUGAAUGUGCCACUCUUGCUGCUACAAGGAGUAGCAUGUAAGAUUUUAUGCCUAGGAAAGUUAUAUUAUUUGGACCACGAAUAUUUCUAUGGAAUUCUCUUGAAUGGUUGAUUUUUUCUG